Messenger RNA from Tribolium castaneum (red flour beetle), 3404 nucleotides. RefSeq lists its product as uncharacterized. Gene Ontology annotation, molecular function: DNA binding. Lineage: Eukaryota; Metazoa; Arthropoda; Insecta; Coleoptera; Tenebrionidae. The record is from RefSeq and is a predicted model, not a curated record. The transcript is spliced from 2 exons. The coding region runs from base 2287 to 3345 and encodes 352 amino acids. Gene Ontology annotation, biological process: DNA recombination; DNA integration.
AUUCUCCUCGAUAGACACAUACCUAUAAACGGUAUAAGCUGUCGUGAAAGAGGAGAUGCUGUAAAAAUAAGUCGGAAUGAAAACGGGGAAUGUUUUGCACUUAUUUUUAUUAAUUCUGUAAAUAUUCUGAAUCCAAGAAUUAUCAUGAAGGCAUAGUCGAAUAUUGGGGUGUUGAAUUUGAUAAUUAAGACACAAACCGAACAUGUUUACGAUAACAUUAAAGUUUUAAUAGCGAUCUCUAAAUGAAAAUCCAUAAUGGAGUGUUCAGAUAUUUUAGUAGACUUCGAACAAUUAGGUGUAUCUUUUUUAUGUGCGUAUAAUAGUUGAAUACAGUUGGGGUAUGCAAAAUUUAUUUGGUAAUCAUUUUUAACACCUUUGCCAUGCGCCAAUUGGCUUGGUCCAGAAAUGAAAAGCUGUUUUGAGGUGUGUGAAAUCUAGAGAUUUGACAAUGGUUUUAGAGCAGUUUUGAGGUAAUUUUAAUUGAUUUUUGCAUGCGCCAAUUGGCUUGGUCCAGAAAUGAAGAGCUAUUUUUGGGGUGUCUAAAAUCAAGGCAUUUUGUAGGUUUUUUAGAUAUUUUUCUUAUGUUUACUUUUAGAAAAACAACAAGUUUGUAGAAUUCUACCCUGUUUUUUCAUGUGUCCAAUUUUUGGUGGUCUACACAUAUUUGGAUACUUUUGGGGUGGAUAAAAAUUAAUGCAUUUUGAGUGGUCUUAGGCGUUUUUUAGUUGUUGACUUUUGGGAAAACAGUUAGAUUUGUAAGAUUCUACCUUGAUUUUUAAGACGCCAAAUGUUCUGGCCCAGAAGUAACAUUCUAUACUCUACUAAAAAACAAAUAAAUUUUUUUAGAUUUUUUUAAGUGACAUCGAUUUUUUUGUUUUUUUUUGGGGUUUUUGACUCAGUUUGGCAAUUUUUCGGUCUAGUUACCUUAAAGUUUCCAAAAUAAUUACGUGUUUGGAUUAAAAAUUUUGAUAUUUUAAAACUAAUUUGACAGAUGACACAAAAUCAAAUCAAAAACACUUAAACAAAAAUCAAAUUAUUUUUUUUAAUAAAUUUUUAAACAAAAUGAUAAGCACCUUUUUUAAAUAGCAAAGAUUUUUUGGUAAAUUAUUCGUUUUUAAUGUGCUAGAUAAAACAUUUUCGACCUAAUUCAGCAAUUUUUCGUUUUAUUUUCAUGUCUGGCGAAUUCAACCUGUCGAUAAUCCAAAUAAUUGGUAAUUCGAACGCUUUGAUUGCGUGAAGUAUUUCUAUGAUCCGAACUCUUGACCUCUGUAAUUCUAAACGUUCUCAGACAACAUAAUUGUAACACUUAAAACAAAACAAAUUAAAUAAUUAAACUUAAAAAAUAAUUCAAAUUUUGUUUCUUUUUGUUCAAAUUGUUCAGCAAUUUAACUGUUAAGUGUUUUAUGUUUCACUUUUUUUUAAACAAAUAAUGAAAAAACAAAAUUCUAUGAGUUCCUAUAAAUAAGUUCUGACCAAUAUUUUUUUCUUAUAAUUUUUUUUAGUACAGUUAAACUUCUGUGUGCUGAAUUGAGUAUGAGAAGAUCAAACAAAUGCGAAAAAGAUCACUUAGUUUAAGUUUUCCUUAUGAGAAAUUGAUAUAAAUUAUUAAUCACAGUAUGCUUUGCUAAUUUAUGAGUCAUUAAUUAAUCUAAUUUACUACAUACUUGUGUUUCCAAUUUUUUAACCUGGUUUGUCGAAUAAGGCAAGAAGUUCAGAAUAUGUUUCUAUUGAUAUUUUUUAUAGUCACAAUCGUGAACGGUGUACAAUUUUUCUCUUAUUUUAUUGAUUUUCUUAUUCUUCUUAACUAGUUUUAUUACCUACUUAUUCUAAUUAACUCAUAGAGUAAAUUUUAGCAAAAAAAUACAAAAUAAUAAGCAAUUUUUUUAACUCUUUGUGCGAUUUUUAUUAAAACUUUAGUCUAGAUUAUCUUCCUAAUCUGACUUGACUGCAAAAAAAAAUUAACAACUCCUUUUCACUUAAAAAAUAGUAAUUUUUGUAUUAAGUGCGCGAAAUGAGUGUUUUUUUAAUGGCGCCUGAGAAUGUUAUUUUAGUCGAGACCGCCAGGUCGAGACCUAAAAGACAUUCGAAGGCGCCAUUAAAACAUGAAUUUCGCCACGAAUUACAAACAACGUUUUUUCUACAGCCUCCAGAUGAAGAAAAAAGUAACAGAAAUUAGUUGGAACAAAAUGGUCUGAUAAAUCGAGUUGCUUGCAUGGUUACGAUGAUAAAUAAAAGUGAUAGUUGCGAAAAAUUUGUCACAAUAGGUAUUUUUGUUGAAGAAGUGUGAUGGAUUUUAGCAGCGAAAACGAAAUAGAUGCAAUUGCAAGCGCGGCAGUGUCGAAUCUUUUGCCUGCUAAAUCAAGACCGCAGUACGAAAAAACGUAUCUUCAGUUUCGGCAGUGGUGUUCUAUGAAAAAGAUUGAUCAAGUAACGGAAAAUGUUUUGUUGGCGUAUUUGGAAGAAAAGUCUACCACCUUAAAGCCACCAACACUCUGGGCCCUUUAUGCGAUGUUGAAAGCCACCUUAAACGUUAAAGAGAAUAUCGAUACACGUAAGUUUCCGAAGUUAGUGCCCUACCUGAAAAGCAAAAGCGUAGGUUACAGAAGCAAGAAGUCGCAAAUUUUAGACAAAGAAGACAUUAGCAAGUUUAUUAAUGAAGCAGAUGACAAGAUAUAUUUACUGAUGAAGACUGUGCUAAUUUUGGGUAUAUCGGGAGCCCUUCGACGUGAAGAAUUAGUUAAAAUGAAGCUAACUGACAUAGAAGAUAAACAGUCUGUCUUAAUUGUGAAGGUGCCUGAUACAAAAACCCACUGCGAACGAAUAUUUACUGUUUCAAAUUUAGAAAAUAUAGAAAUUGUCAGAAAAUAUAGAGCUUUGCGGCCUCCACGGGCGACUAGUGACCGUUUAUUUUUAAAGUAUACCAACGGAAAAUGUGUGAAUCAAAAUGUUGGAAUUAACAAAAUCGGAGAGAUACCAAGUUUGAUUGCAAAGUGGCUUAACAAAGACGAACCUAAAAAAUAUACUGGUCACUGCUUCAGAAGAAGCUCUGCCACUCUUUUGGCGAAUGCUGGAGGUGAUCUAAUUUCAAUUAAACGUCAUGGGGGCUGGAGAAGCAGCACAGUGGCAGAAAGUUACAUCGAGGACUCUUUGAAUAAUAAAAUUGAAAUUGCCAAUAAAAUUCAACCUUCUUCCUCCACAGAAGAAAACAAAAUCACUCAACCUUCUACAUCGGCUUCUUUUAAUGGCGAAAAUAACUUUCAUUUACAAGCGUCUUCACUCAGGCCUCUGGGGAUAAACGGGGGCACGUUUUCGUCAUGCACAUUUAAUUUUCAUAUGUCAAAGUAAAUAUCUAUUAUUAUUGUUUUGUAAUAUUGUUCUGUAUAAUUAUAAAACCUUUAAAACUA